UUUUUCAUUCUUUGCUCUGUUUUUGCUUCCUUUUCAUCCAUCCCUCUCUCUCUCUCUCUGCUCUAAUGCUCUUCUUCACUUCCAUCAGGGAUUAACUCACCAUCUGUUGCUGUACGGCUGUACCCAUCAUACAAGUAUGGUACUUUCUGAAUCAGAUAACAUUGCUCAUGGCAGUAAUGGUAACAAAUCAAAUUCCUCACAUCCUCCUCAACUACAAGAUCAAGACUCAAUGAAGGAAACUUCAUCACUUUCUUCUCCAUUAGCAGCAGCAGGACAGAAUAAUUCUCUCCUGUCACUUACUCUCAAUGAAAUUCAACACAAGAGUGGCAAGAGUUUUGGCUCCAUGAACAUGGAUGAAUUUCUUGCUAACUUAUGGAGUGUUGAUGAAAAUCAAGAUUCUUCACAACCCAAUCAACACCAACCCACAAAAGAUGUUUCUAAUGCCACACUAAACCAGCCAAGCUCAUUGGCUCGACAAGGCUCUUUCUCUAUUCCUGCUCCUCUCUGCAAGAAAACUGUGGAUGAAGUCUGGUUUGAGAUCCAAAAAGAUCGUCCCCACAACCAAAACCCCACCAACAUUGGUCCCCAUGAACCUCCUCAACGACAACAAACACUUGGAGAGAUGACCCUUGAAGAUUUCUUGGUAAAAGCUGGGAUUGUUCAAGAAGCACCACUAGGGUCGAGACCCACAUCCCAGCAAAAGAUGGUAACAACACCCAGUGUUCAAACCAUAAGCUCAUGUUUGGAUGCAACAUUUGGAAUGGGGCAAGUGAUAGGAAUUGGAUUUUCUGCACAACAAGCUAUUGGAAACAAUUUCUCUGCUGCUAAUGGUUUCACACCAUACCAGAUGUUUCCACAAGCCAAAGGGUAUAGCAUUGCAGAAGCUCCGAAUAAUGCUAAAAAUGAUCAAGCUCAUCUCGACUUAAAUGCCCAACAAAACAAGAAGAGGAUAAUUGAUGGUCCGCCGGAGGUGGUCGUGGAGCGGAGGCAGCGCAGGAUGAUAAAGAAUAGAGAGUCUGCAGCACGAUCUCGGGCUAGGAAGCAGGCAUAUACAGUGGAGUUGGAACUAGAGUUGAAUCAACUCAAAGAAGAGAAUGCUAAGCUAAAGCAACUGGUGGAGGAAAUCGAGCAGAAUCGAAAGGAAGAGGUUAUGAGAAGGAAACCAACAAUGCAGCCACAAAAGAAGAGUGAGAAGUUGAAGAGCAUAAGGAGGACGGUUAGCCUUCCAUGGUGAAUGAGGAGAAAUGGUGACAAAAGGAAGCUGCUUGGCAUGUGAAUAUUUACAUUGUGAUACUUUUACAUAUUAUAAGUAAGCAUACAAUAAGUUAAUUAAUUAUUAGUAUAUGUAAAAUUUUGUUUUAAUUUUAGGAAAAUAAUGUACUGUCAUUGGGUGUUUUUAUUAUUAUGGA
Messenger RNA from Manihot esculenta (cassava), 1409 nucleotides. Its product is annotated as ABSCISIC ACID-INSENSITIVE 5-like protein 1. The transcript has 5 exons. Gene Ontology annotation, biological process: positive regulation of DNA-templated transcription. The coding region runs from base 137 to 1234 and encodes 365 amino acids. Gene Ontology annotation, molecular function: DNA-binding transcription factor activity. Lineage: Eukaryota; Viridiplantae; Streptophyta; Magnoliopsida; Malpighiales; Euphorbiaceae. The record is from RefSeq and is a predicted model, not a curated record. Gene Ontology annotation, cellular component: nucleus.